Closterium sp. NIES-65 is the source of this 846-nucleotide messenger RNA. The record is from the annotation of a GenBank genome assembly. NCBI's taxonomy places the organism in Eukaryota, Viridiplantae, Streptophyta, Zygnematophyceae, Desmidiales, Closteriaceae.
AUGCAUCAGGUGACGGACCGGUUUGUGCGGAAGAUGCUGGCAGAGGGAACCACGGGCCCCAAUGCUUCAACCAAUCAGCGCUUCUGUGUCUUCUCUCAACCACUGCCCGUUCCUCCUCACCCGCCCCCGCCCCACCUCAGGUUAUUCAUCAACCACUUCCCGUUCCUCCUCACCCGCCCUCACCCCCCUCCUCAGGUGACGGACCGGUUCGUGCGGAAGAUGCUGGCAGAGGAAGCAGGCGAGAACGAGCGGAAGCGAGAGGGAAAGAAGGGGAAGGGGAGAGGGGGGCGCAGGGAGCAUUCCAGAAAUCGAGCAGGAUCAGCGGGGGGAGCAGGGGCAGGCGCAGAUGGAGGCAGCGUUUCGUCUGCACUGCUGCAUGCUCCUCCGCCACUCCCUCCCAGCCUGAAUCCGCUGUUCUUCGGCUCUGCUGUAACUGCCCCUUCUGUGGCUGAUUCGGCUGUUGCUUCGGGUUCUGGUGGUGCUGCUAUCGCUGGAGUGGGGUUUGCUGCAGAGCCAGAGGCGGCGUACAGAGUGCAGCGGAGAAAGGAGGAGCUGGCGGACUUGGAGAAGACUCUGGAGCAAGUGAAGUCUCUACGGGCCGACAUUGCUCGUGAGCGGCAGGAGGAGGGUGCCCGUGCCACCAACAUGGCGCAAGCACUGCAGGCACAGCAGUUCAGACCACCGUCUCGGGAAGUGCCUUGUCAAGCUGAGAGGGAAGAAUGCCUAAGAUGCUACACUAAAUACAUAAAGGAUCCGCUCUCUUGUUCUAGCGUGGUGAACAAGUUUGUUGAGUGUUCACGACAAGCUCAACAGGCAUUCUUGGCUUCUGAAGGCCGACAAUACUAG